This is a messenger RNA of Paramacrobiotus metropolitanus, 1303 nucleotides long. RefSeq names its product isochorismatase domain-containing protein 1-like. The record is from RefSeq and is a predicted model, not a curated record. NCBI's taxonomy places the organism in Eukaryota, Metazoa, Tardigrada, Eutardigrada, Parachela, Macrobiotidae. The transcript has 6 exons. The coding region runs from base 352 to 954 and encodes 200 amino acids. Gene Ontology annotation, cellular component: cytoplasm.
GCGAAAGAAUAAAAAACUUAUAAAACAAUAAAACUACCGCAGAGUGCAGGGGUAGACAAAAUAGAAGCAAACGUUACCACACUUCUGAUUAAUUUUGUGAGUGGCGCAGGCGUGCGUUCUCUUUGCGCUUCCGUUUCGUGUGCGGAAAAUUUAAUCCAAAUUCUGGAAUCUGGAUCACUCAAUCAGCUGUUCACUGCGGUGGCCCACUCUGGAGACGGGAUUUUGGUUUUCUUUUUGUACUCGUACGAUUACCACUUGGACGUUUCACACACUAUUCUUUUUGCGUAUUUUAGUGUUUGUGCCUUUGGUUUUUCAUUUGGAAAAGUACUUUCGUUGUGUAAAUUUGCCGCCAUGUCGCGUCUGAUUAGGAAACUGGUGCAGAACCAAACGGCGUUCUUCCUUUGUGACAUGCAGGAGGCGUUCCGGCCAAAUGUAAAAUAUUUUGCGGAAAUAACGGAGAACUGCCGACGUCUUUUGGAAGGAGCCAAAAUUUUAGAGAUUCCGGUUGUAGUAACCGAGCAGGUUGGAUACCCAAAAGGUCUGAAGCAUACCGUAAAAGAAUUGGAUAUUAGCAGUGCGGCCGGCGUUUUCGACAAGACAGUUUUCAGUAUGGUUAUUCCGGAAACAGAGAAACUGAUGUCCACAAUGUGUGAUAAGAAAUUACAGACGGUAGUUCUUUUCGGAAUUGAAGCGCACGUGUGUAUCUUGCAUACAGCACUGGAUUUGCGAGCAAAGGAUUACGAAGUUCAUGUCGUUGCCGAUGGUGUUUCGUCGAGAUCGCUCAGCGAUCGUGCAUUAGCUUUCGAACGUUUGAAACAAGCUGGAUGUAUAAUGACAUCAGCGGAGACAGUGCUAAUGGAGCUUCUUGGUUCUAAAGAUCAUCCGCAGUUUAAAGCUGUUCAGAAAUUGGUUUUGGACAGAGCACCGGACACAGGACUUUAUCAAACGUCUUAACGCUUGAGAAAAUGUGGAAUAGGUCUUCUGUCAGCAAUUCCUAACUCCGAAGAAUAACGCUGCUUAUUGCCCACGCGAAUGCUUUGAUUUAUCGUUUCAUCGACCACAUUAUUUUGCUGAUAGCUGUAUUAGCCAAUAGCCACACCGUUAUACGUUUUCAGUGCUGAAAUGGUGACCUGUGAUUGUUCGUUAGAUUGAAAAGUAUUAAUGUGGUUCUUCUAAUUUGUUCGAAAAUUGGAUAUUUGCUGAGAGCCUUGCGAUGAUUUUUCAGGGCGUGCAGGCUAAUAGGUGGUUGAAGAAAGCACCACGUACCAGAAAACUUGCUUAAGAAAAGUUGCGGUUGUAAGAA